Messenger RNA from Leishmania major strain Friedlin, 1791 nucleotides. RefSeq lists its product as hypothetical. The record is from RefSeq and is a predicted model, not a curated record. Gene Ontology annotation, molecular function: protein binding. The coding region runs from base 1 to 1791 and encodes 596 amino acids. Lineage: Eukaryota; Euglenozoa; Kinetoplastea; Trypanosomatida; Trypanosomatidae. The transcript has a single exon.
AUGCGCGUGUACACCAACCUUGGACGCAUCGACAAGGUGCGUGAGGUACUUGCCGUGGGCCUGCGCGACCUUGCCGCCCCAAAGGAGCUCACGUUGGCAUCACCUGUGCAAUAUGCGUGGCUGGGCAGCAACGCAAGGCGGCGGGACGGCGGCAACACCACGGCUGCCACCGGUACCCCGCUGAAGUUGCAAGACGACCUCCUCGCCCCAGCUGCUGCGGCAAGGGGAGGCAAGCCAUGCGAAACCAGCCCCGUCAUGUGGUGGCGCCGUCCCACCAUGCUCAACGCUGAGGUCUUCAACGCGUACUUCGAGGCACUCACGCGGCGAAACAAGUACGCCGUGGAGGAGGUCGUCUUUGUGCUCGACCAGAUGAAGGCGUGUGGUGUGGAGAAGGAUGCGUUGACGUACCACUACUUGGUGGAGCUGCACGUGCGAGCGGGCUACGACCCGACCGGGUUGUGGGAGGAGAUGAAGCAGCGGGAGCCGGAAGUGACCCCGCUGCCUGCCACGGUGCAGACGUUCAUGCUGCGCGUUGUGCCGUACAGCGCAGACCCGUCCCUCGUGGUGGAAAUAACACGCGCCGCCCUCCGGUACGGCACCGCCAUCGUGGACAAGCGCAUGCUGGCUGAGCUGAUGGUGCAGUGGCUGAGCCCGGUGCGUACCCCGAACCACGGUGAGAGCAGCGGAGGCAGCGGCAGCCAGCACACCGUGGCGCAGGCAUCUCGCCUUGGACUCAGCACCGCCUCACCGUCCUCCGCGGCGCAGUACCCGCCCGAGUACGUGUUUUGGCUCAUGCUGGAGCUGGAGCUGCGCUGUGUCUUGGAGAAGGCGAGCUUUAGCCAGUACGUUCAGCGCCAUUACUUCACGGAGUUGCUGCUACGCUGUGCCAAGUGCACCGACGCGGGUACCGCGGAGCAGGUGCUUGCGCUGAUGGACCGGCACGCCAUCGCCAAGACGGCAGAGGUGCUGGCGCUGGUUGUGUGGUGCUGGUCGCAGGCACUGGAGAUUGAGAAGGCGCUCGAUCUUAUCGAGUGGAUGGCGCUCAAGGGCUACCUCGACCAGGUAGACUGCUUCCGCAAGGCGCAGAUCGAAUCGCUGCGCUACACAAUGGACCGCCACUACCUCAUGAUCUUCGCCGAUGCCAUCAACACGACGACGCUGGUGGAGCGUGCGCUGUCACAUCUCCAGGCGCGCCGGCAGAAGGGCGCGCUGGUGACGGUGCACACGCUCGACUUGCUAGUGCUGGCGCUGGCUCGCAUCGGUGAGGAGCGCAAGGCGCUGCAGCUUGUCUCCGCCUACGAGCCUAGGUGGGGCGUGGCGCCACGCACGAACACAUACAACGCCCUCCUCACCGGCUGCUCGCGCCACCGCAGCACGAUGCUGCACCGCGUGGUGUACAAGACGAUGAAGAACAGCGGUGUUGUGCCAAACGUGCUGACGUUUCGCGUGCUCAUCCGCCAGGCCGUGAUGGCCGGCAACAUCGACGAGGCCAUCUACUACCUGGAAGAGGUGACUGCCCACCCCGGGCUGCGGGUCGAGGUGGAGAUGAUCCUGCCAAUUUUGGAGAGGGCCGCCCGCGUCGGCGACGUGGAGACGGCCACCCGCGUCAGUCAGUACUCUCUCAAGUGCGACAUCGGCAUCGACAGCAGCGUGCUGCGCAGCGUCAUGCAGCAACUGACGGAGGCGGGGCAAAGUGUGGAGGUGCUGAAGGGCCAACUGCCGCUGCACGAAGCGCUGCGGUCGCGCUCCAAGGCAGGCCGCCAGCGCGCCCGCAACGAAGUGCUCGUGUAG